Porites lobata is the source of this 3817-nucleotide messenger RNA. The record is from the annotation of a GenBank genome assembly. NCBI's taxonomy places the organism in Eukaryota, Metazoa, Cnidaria, Anthozoa, Scleractinia, Poritidae.
UGUGAAAACAAAAUGGCGGACUGUUACAUUGACAUCAAACAGUGAACUUUCAUCGGAAACAAACAUGGACCAGUUGCUGUUGGAUGCUAAACGUUUGGCGUCCCGUCUUCGUGAACACAGUGGCUCUACAGAUACUCUCAUUGACCAAGCGAAAAAUCUACAGUUCAAAUUGGACGCAAUGAAACAGGUAAAGUGAAUGAAAGAUAAUCAAGGAUUAAGCUUGAUAAAAUAAUAUUGAAAUAUAUGUAUUUAUCGCCAAAACUUUCAAAACGAACAAGUUAUCCCACUGCCCUAGAACAUGGCUUACUAUAGUUUGCGAAACGAAAUGGAGCGAAACGAAACGAAAUAAAACGAAGCGAAAUGAAAAUCUGUAGUUUGCGAAAUGAGAAUCUGUAGUUUGCGAAAUUUGGAUUUUUGGCGCAGUUGCAAACGGAAGAACAAUAGAGGAAAACUAUUCCCUCGGUCGCCAUUCAGAAACUCAUGCAGAGGUUGUUAUGAAGUUGUUUGAAGCCGCCAGCUGCUUUUGCUGAACUAGAGAAGAAGCCAAACUUACGCCUGGAUUGCUGUAGUGAAUGGCUCCUUAGCCUGUAUUUGUAGCUAGUUGCUUGUGAUAUUCUUUAUGUCGGAUGAACAGGCUGCAGCUAUCUUCGCGAUCAAGAAGAAACAAUGACUUUCCUCCAAACGGAAUCCCUGCCGUCAAAUGACACUUAAACCACAAAAACUUCUGCUGGAAAUACUUUCUUUUCCUGCAUUUGUUUAUCUAUACAAAACGUUAAAACCACCAUAAUUAUUUGAAUAAAGUAAACAACAAAGCAAGCCACAAUGAUGUAUUUUAUCGGCUCGUUUGAAUAUCGUGUGACGUUUCUGGUUAAGAUAAGGCGCUUCAACGGCCACCGGAAGUGGACUUUUUGCAUUCUUGGGCAGUGGUUCUAGGGCAAAUUUUCAGGCAGAUCGUCUCUAUAAGAGUAAUGACACUUUUAAAUACAAAUGUGGUGGCAUCAAGGCUUAUAAAAAGGGAAGAGGUCUUGCUUCCGUUUGCUGACGCAUGAGCUUAAGUUGAACUUUAUACGUGGCAACAAAAAUGUCACGCAUUCCGCGCAAUCUGAAUUUACUGGGCGAAACGACUUUAUUGGGGGGAAUUUUCUGUUUAGAAUAUCCGAGUAGACGCAGCGAGAAAGUAAAUUGUCAUUUCCUAAACUACAGAUUGUCAUUUCGCAAACUAAAGAUUGUCAUUUUGCAAACUGCAGAUUUUCAUUUCGCAAACUACAGAUUGUCAUUUCGCAAACUACAGAUUGCCAUUUCGCAAACUGCAGAUUUUCAUUUUGCAAACUGCAGAUUUUCAUUUCGCAAACUGCAGAGUUUCAUUUCGCAAACUACAGAUUUUCAUUUCGUUUCGUUUCGUUUUGUUUCGUUCCAUUUCGUUUCGCAAACUAGCCCUAGAACAUUUCGUUAGCCACAGCCUUUGGUUCUACCGUUGGAUAAACAAUCGAAUGAUGGAACAUUCGUAGGCCGAUUUAAAUUUUCAAUUUAGUAGUAGUUAACCUUUAUUUAACUAGGGUAAUCCCUUCAGAAUACUUAAAAGUAUAUCUGUUAUCAAUAGGAGCCCUAAAUUAAGACUAAUAAAAAAGUUUAAAAUAAAUAAUAAGAAACUAAGUAACUAUAAGUUAAUAAUAGUACAGUAUAACAAUUAAAACUAAUUCUUAUUUACUAAAUAAUUAUUAUACACAACUGAGCCAUUAUAAUAAAAACUUUUCUUGGUGGUCUCAGUUCUUACUGCAGGUAAGUAUAUAAAUUUGCUUCUUCUUGUUUCUCUUGAAAUAACUUCCUUAUUCAACUUAAAAUAAUUCUUUAAAAACUGUGGUACAUUAUUAUUUAAACACGUCUUCACUAAACCUAAAAUAUGAGCGUUACGGCGAUCUUCUAAACUCUGAAAUUUAAGAUAGUCGGUGGAUGUUGUACCACAUUUAGAUUUAACUAUAAUUUUCGAGGCCCGCCUUUGCAAAGAUUCAAGACUUUCCAUAUCUGCUUUAUUGCAGCUGGACCAAACAACAUCACAAUAAUCAAAAAUGGGCAAAAUUAAUGAAUUAUACAUCUCGAAAGCUGCAUGUAUAGUGAUAUUCCUUCUAAGGCGCCCUAAGACACCAACUCUUGUACCAACCUUAGAAAUAACUUAACGAACAUGGUCUUUCCACGUAAGACUAUCGUCAAGAACGAUGCCUAAAUACUUAAAAUCAUAAACUCUAUUAAUUUCAUAAUCACCUGAUUUGAUAACUACUGUGUCAGUAGCUUUAGAAAGCCUAGCAUCAGUUCCAAAAAUUACAAAUUCUGUUUUUCUUUUGUUGAUGAAAAGAAAAUUACUGAGAGUCCAUUUAUUCACUUCAUCUAGUUCGGCAUUCAGUUUAAGCUUAGUCAGUGUAAAAUGAAUGCUCAAUACUGAAGAAUGCAACAAAUAUAAACUUAGUCUUUGAAGGGGUAAAAUGUACCUUCUUUAACUUUACUUGGAGACCAUGGAAAUGUUCGUAGCUCAAAGAAUUUGAAAUCUGUCAGAAGAGUUAAAAAAGACAUGUAUCUCUUAUCUCUACUGGUACACUUUUUAUACUAGUCUUUAAGUAACUGUUCUUUUUAUUUUAGUAUCGUGAUGUGGUGAGUGAUCUUAAUGACAUUGCACACCACAGACCCCGCAGUACACUUAUUUUAGGAAGCCAGGAAGAGAAUGCUCGUAUAAGGGAACUACAACAAGAGAACAUUGAGUUGCAGACCUCGCUAGCUGAAUACCAGUCAGCACUGGAGCUUAUAAUGGCUAAGUACAGAGAGCAGGUCAGUGUCAGCUUGUGCUUAACCCUAUGAUAAACUAUAUCACUUUUCAACUACGACACAACUAUGCGUUAAAUAGGAUACACAAUUUUUAACUUAAUUCCGUCUUAAUCUAAUUUCUAAUGUAGGUUUUUGGACUCAUCAAAGCAAACAGACUAGAUGCCAGCUGCAUGAAGUUAAAUAAUUACAAGGUAUGGUCCUUUUUAUCUGGGUUUGUUUUACAUAUUUAAUGCAUUAUCAUACUUUGCUCAUAACCUGCUUGCCAUGUUGAUAAAAGUGGAUAAAAUGCCCUGUUUGCUUUGACCAUGAAGGCAACCUGCCCACUUCCUAAAAUUCGGUUUGGAGGUUUCAAUCCUGCAGCAUUAGAAGAAGAAGAAUUCUUGAAUUGAGAUCAGAGUACACAAAACACGCCUGCACAGCUCAGUGCACAGAUGGCAAAAAAAAAAGUUUGUUAUAUAAUAAUAAAUAAACUUGAAACUUGAUACAUUGUGCAAUGUUUCUUGAAACUUGUAUGAUGAUUUCAAGAGACAAGUUACCAGAAAUGUUGCCUAGUUUACAGAACACAAUGUAAGUGCCUUAACCAGCCACAAGCACCCUAAAUUCAUCUUUCUUGGAGAGAAUACGUGUAAUACUCAAUCCCCCAAAAAAUACAUUUUCAGGGUGUUUUUGAGUGGUUAAGGUACAAUAAUUAUUGAACUUAAAUACAUGUUUUUCUUUGAUUAGGAAUUACAAGCAAAAACAGAGCAAAUUUGUGAAAUGGCAGCAGUUAUGGCACAAGCAAUAAACAUCGAUGAUGAAGCUAUUCAACAAGAACAAGAACGAAUGGCUUCCAUUGAGGCAGAGAACCAAGGCCUCAGGGAACUGUUAAAAAUCAGUGGUGUACCAGUGCGGACUGCUAAAGAAGAGAAAGCUUCUCCUCAGCAAGAUACUGAUAGUGCAUUGUCUACUUCUACUGAUCAAUAGUAUACUGUAAAUUGCCGCCUUAUAAGUUUAUAAGACACCC